This is a messenger RNA of Nannospalax galili (Upper Galilee mountains blind mole rat), 402 nucleotides long. RefSeq names its product condensin complex subunit 1-like. Gene Ontology annotation, molecular function: histone binding. Gene Ontology annotation, cellular component: condensed chromosome, centromeric region. Lineage: Eukaryota; Metazoa; Chordata; Mammalia; Rodentia; Spalacidae. The record is from RefSeq and is a predicted model, not a curated record. The coding region runs from base 16 to 387 and encodes 123 amino acids. Gene Ontology annotation, biological process: mitotic chromosome condensation; meiotic chromosome condensation. The transcript has 2 exons.
GAGGUCUUGAUCUUAAUGAUCAGAGCUUUCAUUCCUAGCCUCCGUGACCCAGCUCAGCAAGUGCGGAAGACAGCAGGGCUGGUGAUGACCCACUUGAUCCUCAAGGACAUGGUGAAGGUAAAAGGACAAGUGAGUGAGAUGGCCGUGCUACUCAUUGAUCCUGUGCCUCAGAUUGCUGCCCUGGCCAAGAACUUCUUCAACGAACUCUCCCACAAGGGCAAUGCUAUCUAUAAUCUCCUCCCAGAUAUCAUCAGCCGCCUGUCAGACCCAGAGGGUGGGGUGGAGGAGGAACCCUUCCACACCAUCAUGAGGUACAGUGCUCUAGGAUUUGGGGCACAUUUUUCAUGUAGCAACAGAUUUAGGAACCAGACGCACUUUGAAUCAUAGCUCUGUUUGAUUGAU